This is a messenger RNA of Iphiclides podalirius (scarce swallowtail), 501 nucleotides long. Lineage: Eukaryota; Metazoa; Arthropoda; Insecta; Lepidoptera; Papilionidae. The record is from the annotation of a GenBank genome assembly.
AUGUCUUUCAAUACCGACAUUUCUUCUAAAUUGGAAAGCAGCAGAAAUACCUUACGAAAAAUUGCCCGCAAUGAUAACACAGAGUUCUCCAAGCAAAGCAUUUUAAAUGACAUGGAAAAAUUUGUAAAAAUGGUUAACACAAUGGAUGAAACUGUGCUGGUACCGAGUCGCCUAAUGAACCUGCCACAAGAGGGCGAUGAUGAUCCGUUCAGUCUAUUUGCUAUGUUGAAUGAUUUGAAGACUGAGUUGCUGUGGGCUGGUGAUGUUGAAGAGCAUGGUGACAGAGCUAGAAGAGUAUCCGAUUUGAGUGACACAGAGAGUGAUGCAUCUAGUGCUGCUGGAGACUCUGGCAUAGAUGGAGAGGACGAAAGAGAAUCUGCUGCUCGUGCUGCAGCUGCUUGCCGUCGUCAUCUGAGAGGUCUUCGCCACUCUCUUCGUCAUCUUACAGCUGCUGCUGCCCAUCUGACAAGGUCUUAUCAAGAAGAGGUGGGAGCACCAGUU